CGUUUGCUUUUGGCACGCUGCGUGGGCGCCAUUCCGUGUCUCUGUCUGUGUCGCGUGUGUGCAUUAGCUAAUGUGUUUGUAUUGCUAAUUAAAACAGCAGCAGCACCAGCACCAGCAGCAGCAGCAGCGGCAGCGACAACUACUGCGGCAGCCACAAGAACAACACGAGCAACGAACGCGCAACAAAGUGUCUUCGAUAAGUACGAGCGAGGAGCCUCUCUAAACCCUAUCCGUAUCCUUCAGUUCGUCCUUGCCGUUGCCGCCCUGGCCAUUGCCUGCGUUCGUGCUGACUCCUUCGAUGCCGCCGCCGAGACCAGGGAGUACAAGAGCGACCUGAAGGAGGACGGCAGCUAUGCCUACCAGUAUCAGACCUCCAAUGGCAUCGCCGACCAAGAGUCCGGAGCGGGUGGAUACUAUGCCAGCGGCUCCAAUGCCUACUACGCCCCCGAUGGCCAGCUUAUCCAGCUGACCUACACCGCCGAUGCCAAUGGAUUCCAUCCUUCUGGCGCCCAUCUGCCCACUCCUCCUCCAAUCCCAGCGGCCAUCCUGAAGUCCCUGGAGUACAUCCGUACCCAUCCGCACCAGGAGUCGCGACAGGGUCAGGGGCGAUUCUAG
Messenger RNA from Drosophila serrata, 615 nucleotides. Its product is annotated as pupal cuticle protein Edg-78E-like. NCBI's taxonomy places the organism in Eukaryota, Metazoa, Arthropoda, Insecta, Diptera, Drosophilidae. The record is from RefSeq and is a predicted model, not a curated record.